This is a messenger RNA of Achroia grisella, 2472 nucleotides long. It is a transcript of the gene cry, whose product is annotated as cryptochrome-1. Gene Ontology annotation, molecular function: DNA binding; FAD binding. Gene Ontology annotation, biological process: circadian regulation of gene expression; entrainment of circadian clock by photoperiod. Gene Ontology annotation, cellular component: cytoplasm; nucleus. The coding region runs from base 248 to 1912 and encodes 554 amino acids. The record is from RefSeq and is a predicted model, not a curated record. Lineage: Eukaryota; Metazoa; Arthropoda; Insecta; Lepidoptera; Pyralidae. The transcript has 14 exons.
AUAGAAUCACAUAUAUGUAUUAUAUCAACUUCAUUACUACUUUUACGACACAUUGAAUACAUAUCUACCUAGUAAAAUACGAUACUUUAAUCCAAUUAUUAGUUGUUAGUGACUCGUGUUACUACGUCUUUACAGUGAACGUUUUUAAUAAUAGUGAGUGAUUUAGUGACAAAAACUUACUUGCAGAUUUUCUGGUACAUAGACGCAGGAGAAAUCUACGAAAAACGAAACCCAGUUACCCCUCAACAUGUUAGGGGGUAGCGUGCUGUGGUUCAGACACGGGUUGCGGUUACACGACAACCCGUCACUGCACGAUGCUAUUGAAGACAGAUCCGCGCCAUUCUUUCCAAUCUUCAUCUUCGAUGGAGAAACUGCUGGUACUAAGUUAGUCGGCUACAAUCGUAUGAGAUACCUGCUAGAAGCUUUGGAUGACCUGGAUACCCAAUUUAAGAAGCAUGGAGGGAGACUGUUUAUGAUUAAAGGCAAACCCACCGACAUUAUAAGGAGGUUGUGGGAGGAAUUCGGUAUCCGCAAGUUGUGUUUCGAGCAGGACUGCGAGCCAGUGUGGCGCGCCCGCGACGACAGCGUGAAGGCAGCGUGUCGGGAGAUCGGCGUGACAUGCCGCGAACACGUCUCUCACACUCUAUGGGAGCCUGGUACUGUCAUACGCGCCAAUGGUGGUAUCCCGCCGCUCACGUACCAAAUGUUUCUGCACACCGUUGCAACCAUCGGGGACCCGCCGCGGCCGGUGCCUAAUCCCGAACUGUGCGGUGUCCAGUUUGGUUUUCUACCAGAAUGUUUUCACGAGGAAUUCACCGUUUUUGAUAAGACUCCAAAGCCUGAGGAUCUGGGGGUGUUUUUGGAGAACGAGGACAUACGCAUGAUACGCUGGGUGGGGGGUGAGACGACUGCGCUGAAGCAGAUGGAACAGCGACUCGCAGUGGAAUACCAGACGUUUUGCAGGGGUUCAUACUUGCCCACACAUGGGAACCCGGAUCUGCUCGGGCCCCCUAUAUCCCUGAGUCCAGCGCUGCGAUUUGGAUGCUUAUCAGUCAGAAGGUUUUAUUGGAGUGUUCAGGAUUUAUUUCAUAAAGUACACCAAGGACGCCUAGCAGCAACCCACUUUAUUACAGGUCAAUUAAUAUGGCGAGAAUAUUUCUACACGAUGAGCGUGAACAACCCUAACUACGGACAAAUGGCUGGCAACCCUAUUUGUUUGGACAUCCCGUGGAAGAACCCUGAGGGCGACGAAUUGCAGAGAUGGAUCGAGGGUCGGACUGGAUUUCCAUUCGUGGAUGCGGCAAUGCGCCAGCUCCGCACAGAAGGUUGGCUGCACCAUGCCGUACGCAAUACUGUCGCCUCCUUCCUCACCAGAGGAACACUGUGGCUAUCAUGGGAACACGGACUGAACCACUUCCUCAAGUACCUGCUGGAUGCCGACUGGUCGGUGUGCGCGGGUAACUGGAUGUGGGUCUCCUCGAGUGCGUUCGAGGCGCUGCUUGACUCUGGGGAUUGCGCGUGCCCCGUGAGACUCGGACAGAGGCUCGACCCCAGCGGGGAGUAUGUGCGCCGCUACGUGUCCGAACUCGGCCGCAUGCCCGUACAAUACAUAUAUGAACCAUGGAAGGCUCCCAUAGACGUGCAAGAGCGCGCCGACUGCGUUAUAGGAAAGAAUUAUCCUGCCCCAGUAGUUAACCAUCUAGUAGCUGCUCAGAAAAAUAGAAACGCUAUGAAUAAAUUAAAACGUUCAAUACACGGACGCCUACAGCGGGACAAGUGGCUCAUGAUCGUUGGGGAGCUUCGUAAUAUACUUCAAAAAGCACCACCUCAUUGCUGCCCCUCAUCUGAAGAAGAGAUCCGCCAGUUCAUGUGGCUGAAUGAGGAGAACCAACAUGCCCACAACACAGCAUGAGUCCAUUAACGUCUUACGGGUAACGAAAUAGAGUCUAAAUUUGUUAAGCAUAAUGUAAUAUAAAAACAUGUGAGUGCACACGUGACUGGGACUUUAUAGAGCACGUGUAGAUGCAUCAUACCACAUUUAUGAGUUUCAAUGGCAUAAGCGUGAUAGAAGGGAUGUGUUGUUCAAUUUUGAAUCCUAUGUGUAUGAGUGUAUAGUUGUUUAUCUGUGUUAAAUGUGGUAGUGGUAGUAUUAGUAUGCGAUAAAAUAUGUAUUUAACGUACUUAUGUAAGUUUUUAUAUUUUGCAUUUGAUGACGAAACUGUACGUUAUCUACGAACUUCAGGACCAAGCUGAAUAACUAAGCAAAAUUAAGGGAAUAAGGGUUGUUUAGAAUAAAAAGAAACAUGACAUUUUCAAUUUUGCAUCUUAUGACGAAAAUAUAGGUUAUCCACGAACUUCAUGACCAAACCGAAUACCUAAGCAAACUUAAGGAAAUAAGGGUUGUUUAUAAAUUAAAUAAACACUACAUUAUUUAUAUGAGAAGGUGUUAUCUUAUCCAGGACUAUUAAUAUG